Molecule: messenger RNA, 3092 nt
Organism: Thunnus maccoyii (southern bluefin tuna)
Lineage: Eukaryota; Metazoa; Chordata; Actinopteri; Scombriformes; Scombridae
Gene: npy7r
Product: neuropeptide Y receptor Y7
Exons: 2
Coding region: 160-1275 (371 amino acids)
Biological process (GO): G protein-coupled receptor signaling pathway
Cellular component (GO): membrane
Molecular function (GO): neuropeptide Y receptor activity
Source: RefSeq, a predicted model, not a curated record
CGCACAGUCGAGCCACAAGAUGCGCACUAGGCGCUACAGCUUGGGAGGAGCUUGGGAUUUUCCCCCCUUGUUUCACACCACUCUCGAGUGAAGACUGCAAAAGGAGAUAGAAAGGGGAAAGGUGUCAGCACAGCCCUAUAUCUGGCAUCUUCAGACAAAAUGAGCCCACCAGACACAUCCAACAACACAGGAGAAGGUGAGGCUGCUGAAACUGAUGCCUGGAAUCUGCUUAAUGACAGCAUGGGCUUACACCCACCUGGUUUCCACACGGACAUCACCAAGCACCUUGGCGUCCAGAUCACCCUGAUUACAGCCUACUCCUUAAUCAUCCUGCUGGGGCUGCUGGGGAACGCUCUUGUCAUUUAUAUGAUCAUCCGCUACAGAAACAUGCGAACAGUGACCAACUUCUUCAUAGCUAACUUGGCCCUUGCAGACCUCCUGGUAGACACUCUGUGCUUGCCCUUCACUCUGGUCUACACGCUGCUAGAUGAGUGGAAGUUUGGGGCUGUGCUGUGCCACAUGGUGCCCUUUGCCCAGGCCUUGAGUGUGCAUGUAUCCAUCCUGACCAUGACUGUCAUAGCUCUGGAGCGUUACCGCUGCAUCGUCUUCCACCUUGGUCGGCGUCUCACAUGGCAUUCCAGCUUCCUCAUUAUGGCAUUCACCUGGACUAUGUCUGCUGUCCUGGCAGCACCCCUGGCCAUCUUCAGAGAGUACCGCCAUGAAGAGAUUCCUUCCAUCAACCUCCGCAUUGCUGUCUGCUCUGAGAAGUGGCCCCAUGGGACCAGCAGGGAUGGAGUCAUCUACAGCCUCUCAAUGCUGCUCCUACAGUACAUUAUUCCUUUAGCCAUCAUCAGUUACGCUUACAUCUGCAUCUGGGUCAAGCUGAAGAAUCACAUCAGCCCGUCCAGCCGCAGUGACAGCAUCAACCGGCGCAAAAAGACCACCAAGAUGUUGGCCCUUGUGGUGGUGGUGUUUGCUAUUUGCUGGCUACCUUUCCACGUGUUCCAGCUGGCCAGUGAUCUUGACUUGGUGCUCAGGUUUAAGGAGUACAAACUGAUAUACACAGUGUUCCAUAUUGUGGCAAUGUGUUCAACUUUUACCAACCCUCUCCUGUAUGGGUGGAUGAAUAAAAACUAUAGGAACGGCUUCCUCAUGGUCUUCCGUUGUGAGGAUAAGCCAGAUUCUUUCCACCCUGAGGGCUCAUUCAGGACACGUUCCAUAAGAAGGCUGACUCUGAACGGUCGCAAUGGUGGACACCCACCUACUGCUGUAUGAGAUUAACAAAAAUUUAAAAAGCCUGUAGAAUAUGACUGAACACGCUGAACGCACCUGUGGUUCGUGGUGCUUGUGGUUCAAAAGUAGCCUUUUGACUUGAAUGGUCUGUUCUUGAGUAUCUUUGAUGUCACUGGAGAGGGCUCAAAGCUUUGCAUGCAGAUUGCUUGAUGUAAAGCUCUUCUUUCCUUUGUGAAUGGUACUAGUGAAAAUAUAUUUGUCGACUGUAUUCAGUUAUGUGUUUAAGAUGUUUACUAGGGUGUUAAUUAUCUCGGUACAACGUAUAAUGUGUUUCCUGUAAAUGCAGAGCUCUUGUUGGUAAAUAACGUCCAAUUAAUUACGCACUGCAUUGCAUACAUUUGCCAAUCUGAGGCUAUUAAUGUGUUUACUGAAGGGAAGAUGAUUAUUGUGACUGUAUGAACAGUUGUUCACUAUUGUUUUUUCUAUUUGUUGACGUUUGGAUGAUUUUCACAUAAUUACUCCAAAUGCUUCAUUUUGGAUUUAUUACAAUGUCUGUGCAGAAUAACAGUCAAGCCUUGUCCAAGGAAUCCUGAGAAGGCCUGUUUUUUUGUCCAAGCAGGAUGUUAAUUUUGUUCUCCUGGCAACAAGCUGUUCCUGAUUAGAUGGACCAGCAGGACUCUGCGUCCAGAGGAACGGGAGUUAAAAACCACUGGGCUGUGUGAAGUGAGAGCAACACAUUUUUAAUAUCUUCAUCACAGAAUGUGGGGCAGGAGUCAGCUGCUUUGAGGAUAUGUAAAAAAAAAAAAAAAAAUUUGAUUGGGAGGAUGUCAGAAUGUGCAAUUCUAUAUUCAUUACACUCAGCUGCUAAAGUGUCCUUUGUUGGUGGUCUUUUAAUUAUGAACACGCAAACAUUAAUCAGCCACAGGGCCUGUGGGCACACAUAUUGAGCCCCCGUUGCACAUGCAACUCCCAGAGUCAAUUUGACCAUCAGGAGAAAUGACAGUUAGUGCCUCCAUGCAAGAUAAAGAGAGCUUGACUUGGACCCCUUAAUUGCAGUAAGGUAAUAAUAUUGUAAAUGUCUGUGGGUUAUUGGCUGGGUGAAUACUAGUACAACUUCAAAAUAGUGAAACCUUUUCUAUUCAAAACUUUUGAGAUCUACAAUAGUCUGGAGCCCUGGUACAUGUACCCUGCAUUCCUCGUGUACAACAGGAAAGAUAAACUUAAACUCCUAGUCCCAAACAGUCAGUGCAAGGGGAAAUAGAAGCAAUGUCUUUCUUUUUUCUUUUUCUUUUCUUUUUUUUUUUUUUUUUUUUUACAAAAAAGCAAGGUUCAUAAAAAUGUGACAUAAACUUUCAUACUGCAUUCUGAAAAAAGAGGCAAAAGACAUAACAUCUAAUAAAGCAUUUAAUGAACAAGCAGACAAAUGUGGCCUACGCAGUGAUUCAUUUUACAGCAGCAAAAAUACAUAUUGGUUAUGUAUUUCCUGUUCUUGACACCCACAUUACUGAUUUCAUGGCUUAGCCUAUAUUCCACACUGUAGACUAAUAUAGAAACUGUAGGCCUAAGGCUUUAUCAGGACUGCUAGCAGACAAACAUUGAGCUCAGACCCAGUAGGCAUUUGACCUAAUGUGUGAAAUUUUUAUCUGCAGACUGGAGAUGUCUUGAGGGGUGAUUUUAGCUAUGCAGAAUAGAUUAUCCAUCUUUCUCCAGUGUAGUUUGCUAAAGGGGAUAUAAAACAACAAAAAUAGUAAGGAAAUCAAAUUAACGAUUAAAAUACUUUUUACCCUCGAGUUGAAAGUAGGUUUUCUGAGCCACACUCUCUUCAGUGAGCCUUACAUAUGUCACUUCCAGUUGUUUUG